UUGAACAAUGCGUUUUUACAGAAAUGCCACCUAAUUUGACUACCUAAUCAAUAAAAAAUAUACCUACAUGCUUACUACUUCAGUGAAUUUACCUACAGAGUUUAUUCAUUUAUAUAUCAGCAAUUGCAUCUCUACAUGUGAGACUGUUAAGGACAAAUAUAUGCAGUCACGUCUGGUGCGUUUAGUUUGUGUUUUUUUGCAAUCACUUAUCAGGAACAAAAUAAUUAAUGUCAAAGAAUUAUUAAUUGAAAUCGAAGCUUUCUGCGUAGGUUUCAGCCGAAUAAAAGAAGCUGUAGGUUUAUAUAGGCUUCUAAAGAAUUUGGAACUUGGGGAACAUGGCUCUAGUGCCAACAACGGAAGUUUAACUUAUUCUACGAACAAAAAUGAAACUAUAUCUCCAAAAUAAUUUUAUUUAUAUUUUACGAGUAAAGUAAAUUGUUUUGAGAUGCUAACAAGUAAUUAAAAUAAAAUAGUGUUGUCUUUGCAUAUACAUAUCUUAUAUAGUAUACAGUGCACAAAACAAAAACAAACUUCUACAGGAAGAUGGUUUGACUAUGAACUGACUUGUCUUCUAAACUAUAAGAACUUUUUAGUUUCAUUCACUAAUGUAUAAAAGUCGCUUCAUUUAUUUUUAUAAUGUUAUUGAAAUUUAUUACUGAAAAUCCAGUGUGCUUAAAAAAUUAAAAAAAUCCAUAAUAAUUUAAUUUUCGAAGACCAAAUAGACUUGUACAGGUUACAUAAAACGAAAUCCUUUCAGGAAAAUUACUACUUUGUAUGUGCAAUAGACACUAUUGAAAUUGAAUUGUUAUUUAUCGGUCAGCGGUUAGACUUCUUUACGUCAAAUAAAUCAACGACCAUCAGAUCUGUCAUCUGUAAAAAGUAUUACUCUUUCGAAUGUAGAAAAUAUUUUACAAUAUUUCUCUUCGAUAAGUGUCUUUAAUUUUAUCUUAAGGCGUGUAAUAUGUUUUUGGGCCUCUACUGUACUUCAUAUAGCCUUUCUUUUUCAAUUAGCAAUAGUUACAUAAUUAAUUUAACAGGGAGUAGAGUUAUCAAUGCUUUAUUGGGAUUGUACGAUUGUGAACGGUUUGUUUGACUCCAAAUCAGAGAUAGGUACAAUCAGCACUGGGUUAUAAUUAGAGAAGAGGGAGAGAUAUAUCCCCCGAUAUUUAUAGGAGUACAAAGGAAUGUAAAGUAACGUAACUUUAAAGUAAGAAUUAACAAAGAUACUAAGAAACGGAAAUGAAAUGUAUUCUAAAAGAGAGAUUAUAAAUAGAAAGUUGUGAUGAAACAGAAUUGCCAGAUAAGACUUAACAUUAUUAGAAAAUGAACUUAAACAUAACAUAAAUAGUCUUAAACAUACUACCCGGUCGAGUCGGUUGAAUCGAAAUCCAUUUUCUCUAGGAAUAGGCAUAGUUUCAGGAAAUAUCAUUGAACACGCAUAUUUAUCAAUAAAGCCGAAAUAUAAUUAAAAAUAAAUAUCAUUUUCAAGGUACAUACAUACAUAUGUAUGUACAUAUGUACAUAAACAUAGUCAAGCAUUUACAUGAAAUGCACUUCAAAUAAUAAAAAAAAUUCAUGGGACAAAAG
Molecule: messenger RNA, 1587 nt
Organism: Bactrocera latifrons
Lineage: Eukaryota; Metazoa; Arthropoda; Insecta; Diptera; Tephritidae
Product: CCR4-NOT transcription complex subunit 11-like
Exons: 3
Coding region: 68-406 (112 amino acids)
Biological process (GO): mRNA catabolic process; negative regulation of translation
Cellular component (GO): CCR4-NOT complex
Source: RefSeq, a predicted model, not a curated record